Messenger RNA from Dichomitus squalens LYAD-421 SS1, 750 nucleotides. Its product is annotated as HET-domain-containing protein. The transcript has 2 exons. The record is from RefSeq and is a predicted model, not a curated record. The annotation marks the transcript as partial. NCBI's taxonomy places the organism in Eukaryota, Fungi, Basidiomycota, Agaricomycetes, Polyporales, Polyporaceae.
AUGUGGUUACUGAAUGCAAGGACGUAUAACCUACAUCAGUUCAGCGACCCAUCGCAGGUAACCUUUGCGACCCUCUCCCACGUCUGGUCGAAGGAUGGCGAACAAUCAUUCCAGGACGAUGGAUUCGAAACGAGCAACUACUGGGAUGCAGUCUUGGAGAAGCUCUCUCCGAAGAUCAGAGACUUCUGCGAGUUCGCGCUGGAGAACGGGUUUGAAUGGGUCUGGAUAGACACGUGUUGCAUCGACAAGACAAGCAGCGCGGAGCUGUCUGAAGGGAUUAACUCGAUGUAUGCGUGGUAUGCUGCAUCGGCGGUUUGCUACGCGUUCCUACACGACGUCAGUGACGACCGCGACCCGUGCGAGGAGGGUUCAUCGUUCUCAACGAGCGUCUGGUGGACGAGGGGUUGGACCCUCCAGGAGCUCAUUGCGCCGAGAUGUGUUAUGUUCCUCUCGAGGGAGUGGAGCAUCCUGGGCAGCAAGACGAGCCUGGCAGACGUGGUGACACGCGUCACCGGCAUUGACGUGGAUAUCCUCACACACCGGAAGUCCCUUGACGACGUGUCAGUGGCCUGUCGGAUGUCUUGGGCUUCAAAGAGGCGCACUACAAGGGCAGAGGACAUGGCUUACUCCCUCAUGGGCAUCUUCGGCGUCAACAUGCCAACGAUCUAUGGCGAGGGCAGCGACGCCUUCAUCCGUCUCCAGGAAGAGAUCCUGAGACGCACUCCUGAUCAAAGUCUCUUCGUCUGGGGA